Messenger RNA from Sphenostylis stenocarpa, 1713 nucleotides. NCBI's taxonomy places the organism in Eukaryota, Viridiplantae, Streptophyta, Magnoliopsida, Fabales, Fabaceae. The record is from the annotation of a GenBank genome assembly.
AUGGCUCUGUUUCUUCAAACGCAUUACCCUCUACGCUCACUGCGUAACCCUUAUCACUUCCCAAACCCUUAUAAUCCCUUUCUCAUACUCCCCGCCACUUCCACCAAAUCCCUUUUGCCAUACCAUGCCGCAAUUUCAUUAUCCGCUCGCCGCACUCCUUCACGCCGUUCGCCGCCCUCGCCCACUGCCUCCGCUUCCCACCGCCACCCACCUCCACAAACGCCACCUCUCAAGGCUUUUGCGGGCCUCGCCGCCUCCGCCGUGCUGUUUCUCUGCCUCGGCGUUCGCCUGUGCUUGGCAUCUUCUCCGCCGCUGCCGUCUCUACCCGCCGGUCCUCCUGCAGUUCAGGAGGAGCAAACUGUUCAAGGUUUCUUAGAAGCCGAGCCUCUCUACUCUCUCAUAUGUUAUUAUGAUCAUGAUGGAAGAAAACAAGAAGGCAGAGAAACUGUAGUAGAUAAAGAAUUAGAAGAAGCUUUUAAUGCCUGGAAAUCUAAAACAUUUGCAUUGACUGUUCCCCUGAAAGUUGUUGCUCUACGUGGUUCUAUACCUCCUUCAUGGAUCAAGGACUUCAUAAAUUCUCAAGGGAGGAGAAUGAAGUUUAACGUGAAGUAUUAUGCAAGUCUUGAGAGCAUCUUUUCUGAUCUAUCAAUUCCCUUUACUAAAGGAAAAAUUAACCCAGGAUCUGCUUUGGCAGCAGAUAUUGUUGGUAUUGGUGAUUCAUGGCUCAAACUUGCUAUUAACAAAGCUAUAAUUGAGCCAAUACGAGAUGUAGAAGAUCAGGAGUGGUUUAAAAGCUUAAAUGACAAAUGGAAGGUAUACCUACGCAGGAACUCUGAGGGAGAAAUAGAUCCUAAAGGUGAUAUAUGGGCUGCUCCAUAUCGAUGGGGCUGCAUGGUAAUAGCAUACAAGACAAACAAAUUUCAAGAGCAUAAGUUGGAUCCUGUAGAGGAUUGGGCAGAUCUUUGGCGGCCUGAUCUUGCCGGGAGGAUUUCGAUGGUUGAUUCUCCUAGAGAAGUUGUUGGUGCAGUUUUGAAGUAUAUGGGUACUUCCUAUAAUACAAAUAACAUCAAUGCUGAAGUUAACGGUGGGAGAGAUGCUGUUAAACAUAAUUUGACUUUGCUUGCAAAACAGGUUCGACUGUUUGAUAGUUCAAACUAUUUAAAAGCUUUUGGAGUUGGAGACGUGUGGGUAGCUGUUGGAUGGAGUAGUGAUAUUAUUCCUGCUGCUAAACGCCUGUCUAAUGUUGCUGUUGUUGUUCCAAAGUCUGGAGCGAGCUUAUGGGCAGAUCUUUGGGCAGUUCCGGCUGCUUCUAGAAUUGCAACAAAUCAGAUUGGCGGACGUAUUAGGGGACCGUCACCAUUAAUCCAUCAGUGGAUAGAGUUUUGUCUGCAAUCUGCAAGAGCACUGCCCUUUAAGCAAGAGGUGAUCCCAGGUGCCUCUCCCUCACAUAUUCAAGGUCAUUCAGCCAAUGUGCCCAUCGAGUUAACCAAUGGUAGGCCGAAGCUAAAGGGUAACCUGGUUGAUGGAGCACCUCCACCAGACAUCUUAGAAAGAUGUGAGUUUCUAGAGCCACUAUCUAAUUCAACACUCUCAGAUUACCAUUGGUUGAUUACAUCUAUCCAGGAACCUGGCCAUGGAUUGAUACAUAAAAUGUAUCAGAAUAUCAUAUCAGUGGCUAAAUUUUCUGAGUGGUCUAAUUCAAAGCUUACUUGA